ACCGAGACGAACUGUUUGCAAGGCUUCUCGGACGUGAUGGCGGACGUUGGAUGAGGUUAUGAUGUUGACGAGAGCAAGAUCGACGCCGGUCGCGCGUGGCAGGCUUCGCGCGUAGCUUGCGAGAAGGCCAGUCGGGACUCGGACAAUUCCGGUGCUCUUGCCUCCAGAGGUUAUAUACCGAGUAUUAUAAGGAACCCUUUCCCUUUCUCCAAUCGUCCGACAAGUCCCCGUUCUUCCAAGUUAUUCUAUGUUUUUCUCUUCAGACCUGCUCUCCAAGAGGGACAGCGGAUUCGGUCUUUUAUGGCUCGCUGCUACGCUGGGUUCCAAGUCUUCAUUCAGAAAAUUGCCAAAGCGUUCUGUCAUAUCCGCUGACAUCACUCAACUAUGUGACCUUAUCGCCACACCCGCCGAACCUCUGGCACUGCGCCUCUCAAGUAACCUGUUAGUAGGAGCCGCGCGCGUGUAUAGAGCCAAGCAAGAGAUCUAUAUCGCAGACCUCACGACGUGCUUCAAUUCUCUGAAGCGCCUAGUGGAAGAUUUCCGCUCGUCUGCAACGUCGGAGGCGCAGCUUCAGAUGGCUCAGCCCAGCGUGAAACCUUCCGCCGUCACUCUGCGUGUUGAUCCGAAUGCAGCGUUUUCACUUAAUCUGGAUAAUGUGGUCGUGAAUUGGGACGAAUAUUUGAACUUCCCAGUUCCCGACGUUUCGUCCGAUGACGACUAUGAUCCGAGAGCCCAGAAACAGAAGCGGAAAACAAAAGGUCGAAAUUCAGGUAUGCCGUCCUCGAGCGUUGCCGAGGCAGCCCGUGCAAACACGCAUACACUUGACGAAAGUCAUGAAUUCCUUUUUCCACACACGCUUGAUGGGUCCUCAUGUGGAAGUGCCGCGAUGAUCCCCUCCUCCAAAUUAGGCGGAUUUGGAUUUGACGACGCGUUUUUCGGCGCUUUCGAUGGCCUGGACAUUACCGAAGGUAUUGGAGACGACCUACUAAAGGAGUUAGGGGAGGGAUGGGGUAUCAGCCCUGCGAAGUCGAAAGCCGAAGAAAAAUCCUCCGUGCUCGAGGACUUUGGAUACGCCGCCGACAUGGACUAUGAGACGCACGACCCAAAUGUCGACAUGAUCGUGCAAGAUCCCUUGCAACCCGACGACGCUGCUACUUCCCGUCCAAACACACAUGAUCAACCAGUUGGAUUCCUUCCCACACCUACCAAUGUAUCUGUGCAAUCGCUCUACCCGAUCACCAACCAGCCUGAUGAAGUAGGUGCAAGCGAACCUUUAGAAGAGAAAGCUUGCCUUCCGAAGAGGAAUAAACGCCCGAGGUUGGUAUUUGACGCCCGAACAGAAUUAACCGACGCAGAGUUGAAGGUAAUUCGCAUGCAUUACGUGGAAAACCAGGGUACAAUCCGACGGGAGCUACAAAUCAAAAAAUUCGAGAGGGAACGUGCCAUUUUCAUCAACGAUCUGCUUUGGGGCGUCCCCGACAACGUGCAGGCUGAAGAACUUGUCGAAUUUUGGGUCAGUCAAUACAAAACAAGGAUUGAAGCCAGAUCAGGUUUGUUAUUCCCUGAUCUGGGUGCGCGAGGAGGGCACCUAUUCAAACGCUUGACCGUCGUUAUGCAGACAAGCAUCCUUCACUCGAUUACAUGAAAAAAGGAAUAGGCGAGCCAACCGCUCCCCCCGACCAAGUGAAUGUCGCACAGGGAAUCCCAAGUAUACCCAUGGUCACCGACGUCGAAUGGCCGGAUGCCGAUCUAACUGCAGUCUUCGAAACGAACGAGUUGGACAUUGCAUUCGAUUAUGGGACCGAGAUACAUGCCGACGAGUGCGUGGAAUCUAGCAAGUUGC
This is a messenger RNA of Pisolithus orientalis, 1843 nucleotides long. Its product is annotated as Rec8 like protein-domain-containing protein. The record is from RefSeq and is a predicted model, not a curated record. Gene Ontology annotation, molecular function: chromatin binding; protein binding. The transcript is spliced from 13 exons. NCBI's taxonomy places the organism in Eukaryota, Fungi, Basidiomycota, Agaricomycetes, Boletales, Pisolithaceae. Gene Ontology annotation, biological process: replication-born double-strand break repair via sister chromatid exchange; synaptonemal complex assembly; mitotic sister chromatid cohesion. Gene Ontology annotation, cellular component: synaptonemal complex; cohesin complex. The coding region runs from base 248 to 1645 and encodes 465 amino acids.